Messenger RNA from Salarias fasciatus (jewelled blenny), 3120 nucleotides. It is a transcript of the gene ddx21, whose product is annotated as DEAD (Asp-Glu-Ala-Asp) box helicase 21. The record is from RefSeq and is a predicted model, not a curated record. NCBI's taxonomy places the organism in Eukaryota, Metazoa, Chordata, Actinopteri, Blenniiformes, Blenniidae. Gene Ontology annotation, molecular function: RNA binding; RNA helicase activity; ATP binding. Bases 68 to 2332 code for a protein of 754 amino acids. The transcript has 16 exons.
UCCUUUCCACCCGCGUGCCCGUCGGGAUAAACGUGUGUCUACCGAGGGACUCCAUCUGAGAAGGAAAAUGCCGUCAAAAAUCAUCCUUGAAACUCAAGAUGCCGAAAUGGAAGAGACUGUGGACACCGCCGCGGAAGUGAAGACCAUGAAGGUUAAGACCAAGGAAGGUAAGAAACUGAAGAAGAAGCAGCAGCAGCUGUUGGAGCAGCAGGAAGACCCAGACUGUGAGCCUCCAGCACCAAAGAAGAAAAAGAAAAAAGACAAACAGGAAGCAGACCAAGUGAACGGCCACACAGAGGAGCCCGUUAUGAUGAAUGGAGGCAGUAACGGUGUUGAAACACCAAAACAGAAGAAGAAGAAGAAGAAAGGAGACAUACAGGAAAACAAGAAAAAGCAAGCGAAUGCAGAAGCAGAAACCAAUGGACAUUCCACCCCAAACACCCCCCUUCAGACCCCGUCAGCUUCCAGCGACGAAUCCCCCAGUGACAGCGAAAAAGAAACGGAGGAGACCCCGGAGCAGAAGGAGGGCGCCUUCUCCAACUUCAGAAUCUCUGACGUCACCAUUGAUAAACUGAAAGCUCGGGGAGUCACUUACCUGUUUGACAUUCAGGUAAAGACGUUUAAUCCUGUUUAUGAUGGCGAGGACGUCAUCGCUCAGGCCCGCACAGGAACUGGAAAGACUUUCUCCUUCGCCAUCCCUCUGGUGGAGAAGCUGCAGAGGGACCCGGCGGAGAGGGCCCGAGGCCGUCCUCCCAAGGUCCUUGUGUUGGCGCCCACCAGAGAGUUGGCUAUCCAGGUCGCCAAGGACUUCAAAGACGUCUCCAAGAAACUGUCCAUCUCCUGUUUCUACGGAGGCAGCUCCUACAACCCACAAGUUGAUGCGAUCCGUAAUGGCAUCGAUAUCUUGGUUGGGACCCCUGGUCGCAUCAAGGACCACCUUCAAAACAACAAACUCAACCUGACACAGCUGAAGCAUGUUGUUCUGGAUGAAGUGGACCAAAUGUUGGACAUGGGAUUUGCUGAACAAGUUGAGGAGAUUCUGAGUUCUUCAUAUCAAAGAGAGGGUGAAAGCAACCCACAGACGCUUCUGUUUUCGGCCACAUGUCCCCCCUGGGUGUACGACGUGGCCAAGAAAUACAUGAGACCAGACUGCAAACACGUUGACCUGAUUGGAAAGAAAACCCAGAAGGCCGCAACAACAGUUGAACAUCUGGCCAUUGCCUGCCACUGGUCACAGCGUGCAGCCGUCAUCGGAGACGUGAUCCAGGUGUACAGCGGCAGCCACGGCAGGACCAUCGUCUUCUGCGAGACAAAGAAAGAGGCCAAUGAACUUGCCUUGAACGCGUCCAUCAAACAGAGCUCCCAGUCCCUUCAUGGCGACAUCCCACAGAAGCAGAGGGAGACGACGCUGAAAGGCUUCAGGAACGGCUCCUUUGAGGUUUUGGUGGCUACAAACGUUGCCGCUCGUGGAUUAGACAUCCCCGAAGUGGAUCUGGUGGUUCAGUGUUCUCCACCUAAGGAUGUGGAGUCGUAUAUCCAUCGCUCUGGACGUACGGGCCGUGCAGGCAGGACUGGAAUCUGCAUCUGUUUCUACCAGAGGAGAGAAGAGGACCAGCUGCGCUACGUGGAAAACAAAGCAGGCAUCACGUUCAGGCGAGUCGGUGUUCCCACUGCCAACGAUAUCAUCAAGUCAUCAAGCAAAGACGCUGCCAGAUUUUUGGACUCUGUUCCCGCCACCGCCAUCAACUACUUCAGAGCGUCCGCAGAGAAGCUGAUCGAGGAGAAAGGAGCAGUGGAGGCUCUUGCUGCUGCCCUGGCGCAUAUUUCUGGAGCCACGGCUCUGGAGCAGAGAUCACUGAUGAACUCGGACGCAGGCUUCGCGACAAUGCAGCUGGUGUGUUCUCAGCCCAUGCAUAACAUCGGCUACGCCUGGAGAAGCAUCAAAGAACAGCUUGGAGAGGAGAUGGAGAACCUGAUUCACAGGAUGACCUUCCUCAAAGGCAAAACGGGAGUUUGUUUUGACGUGCCGGCCGACAAAGCCAAGGAGAUUCAGGACGGCUGGAAGGACGGCCGCCGAUUUCAGCUGUCGAUCGCCACCGAGCUCCCUGAGCUGGAGGAGAGGCAGCAAAGCGGUAACCGCGGUGACAGAGGAUCCGGCGGCGGUAACCGCGGCGACAGAGGGUCCAGAGGAGGAAGGGGAAGGGGUUUCGGAGGCCGCGGGGGCCGUGGUGGCGGGGGACGCGGCGGCGGUUUCCGGCGGAGCGACGGCGGUUCCCGGGGGAAUGGCGGCAGAGGACAGAAGCGCAGCUUCAGCCGCGCCUUUGACCACUAACCCCGAGACUGACUGACCCUCAGCGGCGCUGGCAGAGUGUUCGCCAGCUUACAGCUGUCCCAAGAUCUCCACCAGUCACACUGCGUUCUUAUUCAUGAACAGAACAGAACCCGACAGUGCAGUUCAUUUUCUAGAAACCAGGAUUUGAAGAAUACAUUUUUCCCAAACAGUCCUCAGCUCAGUCGGCUGACAGGCAUUUAGAUGUCUUGAUAUAUGCUUCUUUAUGAGGCAGUUCAUGAGAUAAAACCCUGAAAAUGACGGUUUUUAAACCUCUCGACAGUUUAAAAGAGCACAUGAUUUGGUUGCCAUGUCUUGAAUGGCAGAAAAUAUGAAAUGGUGACUUUUUGAUCUUAUAAAGAAGUUAUGGUAUUGAUGUUUUUUUUUUUAUUAUUAUUACUUUUAUUUUUAUGACUCUGUGUUUGGGGAGCAGCAACAGCGAUCCGACUCGGGCCUUUUGUCGUCGUACUCACCUUUCUGACCGCACACCUUGUAAACUGAAAGCGAUUAUACAUCUCGCCGUGUUUGUAAUGCCAUGAAGGCGCGCCGUAAUACGAGCAUGUAGGAGAUGCUGUUUGUUCUCCUCACCCUCAGGGAACAGCGAUGAAACAGCUGCUGACCUUUACAAUGCGCUCUGUGUCGGAUUGCUGCAGCACCCUUUGCUGAAAUCUCUCUCCCCAAAAAUAUCUUGGAUGAUUGCCUUGCAAUUGCCUCUAUUUAAUAACUUCUGUCUACUGCCUCCAUUCAUUUGAAUGAGAUGACUUGCUCAUUAAUAAAAAGGUCAACCUGUA